GCCGCUGCAAGUUCUCUUCCUUUGAAGGAGGCGUCUAGUUGCCGGUGGAGAGAAUCUGUUGUUGUUUGUGGUAAAGUACUUAAAAGUACCAAAACUAGUAUCCAAACAUGGGAACCCGAGAUGAUGAAUACGACUACUUGUUCAAAGUUGUACUAAUUGGAGACUCUGGAGUGGGGAAGAGUAACCUGCUGUCCCGCUUCACAAGAAAUGAGUUCAACCUGGAGAGCAAGAGCACCAUCGGGGUGGAGUUCGCCACCCGCAGCAUCCAGGUGGACGGCAAGACGAUAAAGGCUCAAAUCUGGGACACAGCUGGACAAGAACGCUACAGAGCAAUCACCUCAGCGUAUUACCGGGGUGCGGUCGGGGCUCUCCUAGUUUACGACAUCGCCAAGCACCUGACGUAUGAGAAUGUGGAGCGCUGGCUGAAAGAGCUGAGGGACCACGCUGACAACAACAUCGUCAUCAUGCUGGUUGGCAACAAGAGUGACCUCCGCCACCUCAGGGCAGUGCCCACUGAUGAGGCCCGAGCCUUUGCAGAAAAGAACACAAUCUCAUUUAUUGAAACCUCAGCCUUGGACUCCACUAAUGUAGAAGAAUCCUUUAAAAACAUUCUCACAGAAAUCUACCGUAUUGUAUCUCAGAAGCAAAUAUCAGACAGAUCUGGACAUGACGAUUCUCCAGGGAACAACGUAGUGGAUAUAAGCGUCCCCCCAACCAUGGACGGGCAGAGGGGCAACAAAGUCCCCUGCUGCCAAAGCCUGUGACGCACAUAUUUUUCUUGUUGUGUUUUGACUUGCUAUCAGUCUUUUCUCUUCACCUCUUCUUUACUGCAAGUGUCAUGCUGCUGGCGUCAUGGUACCCUUGUGGGUUCAGAAGUCUCUGACACCAAGACUCUUGUAGUAAACAUUCCUUUUUGCUGUUUUUCUUUUUUUUUUCUUUGCUCACGCGUCCUCUUCUGUUUUCAGAAGAGCCUGUCUCAAUAACUUUAUGGCCUCAUAAUAGCUUGCAGAGGGAGGAAGUGUUUUUGCUAUUACGAGGUUGAUCUUGAAGUUAUAGUAAACUACAGUUUAAUUAACUAGCUUUUAUGGUCCUAUUGACCCACUUCUGUUGAAGGAGUGGCGAGGGAUCAGCAGGUCUGUGUAUCAGUGCUCCAAGUGAUUUCUACUCUCCUUUUCUCAGCACUGCACUGAUACAGACUUUUGACAUGAUCUGCUACAGUGAAAUCCCAAUUUCAUGUCUGUCUGACCUAAUUCUGCCUAUCAUGCAAUAGCCGUGUAGAAGAGGAGGAACCUUUAGAGUAUUGAUGUGUACUCUGUCUGGAGUUUCUGGUUUAAUUUUAUUUUUUUUUCCUUUUGGAGCCCUCUGUGCCCACUGUGGCAUGAAAUUGGCAUGAGCCAGGAACCAGACUGGCUGUGACUGUCUGACUUAAUAUGGGCAAGUGUGAAAGAAAUGAAGUGCAGGUUUUUAUUUGUGUGUGUGUGUGUGUGCGUGUGUGUUAAUAUGUGUGCACAAAGAUACCAAAGGAGACAGACACCAUCAUUUAUCAGUUUUGAGUUUUCUCCUUUUAAGUGUGUUCAAGGCUGCUAAGAUUGCAGAUCAUUGCUGUAUUUAGCAAACCAAUCCAGGCUUCUUGCAAAAAUGCGUAAUGUAAUAACGCAAAAGUGAUGUUAUGAAUUGUGGUGAGUGAUUUUAUUAUUUGUAAAAUGAUAGUAUCAGCCUCAAACAAGCCUAGUGUGUAUUUCCUCUCUUGAGUUGGCUCAGGUCGAACUCUGUUUUAGCAGGUUGUCUCUAAAUGAAAACCUUUGUACUUUUGCACUUGUGUCCAAGAAUUUCAGUGGAACAAAUCAACUUUAUAUUAUUUAUCAUCAUCUUGAUCAUGAAACAUGGAUCAGUAAAAGAAACAGUGGCAAUUGAAAGGUAAAAACAUGCACUAUAUGUGGUCCUUUUUGUUUUAAACAAGUUUCCUCUCAUAUACUUGAGCAACCUUUGCUGUCAUUUCACUGUGAUAUCUGUCGGAUAAAGAUAUAUGUAAUCUGAGAAUAUUUUCAAUGGAAAAUGAAGCCACUAAAAAUGCUAUUCACUCAACACUUUCACUCCAGCAACAUAAAUGUUUGAAAUUGAAAAUCAGUUUAAUGGCUGAUUUAAUUCCUUUUUUCACCCUUCUGAUUGAAAUGCUUUCAUGUGUGAUUGAUUUGAUGCAUUAUGUCUCUUGUGAUGUUUCACAGUUCAAAUAUAUGUAAAGCCAGCAAAAAUUAAACUUGGUUUGCUACUUGAACAUUACACAGUAAAUACUGAAUUAUGAAUAAACCUAAUCCACAUGACCAUAUAGCAGACAUACUUAUUUUCAGACACCACAUUGCUCACUCAGUGUGUCCAUAACCUAAUGCUGUGUCCUCCGCUGUUGUUUAUAGGUGACUGAGGUGUUAAUGGAAACGUUUGUACGUGCAUUCAAGCCCAUUUCUCAGGCUGCUUCUACAAAUCUACACAGAUGAUAGCUGGGUGCCCUUAUAUUAGAUAAAAUUGUGGUUUUACAGGAUCUAACACAACAUCUUUGGUUUCAGAAGUAUUGGAUAUUUGGUUUCAGAAUGUUUUCAUUCAAACAAAUAUUGCCAUUGUUACUGCACUGUAGUACUACCUAAUGUUAAUAAAAAAUGGUUUAUUGUGUAACACAGAAAA
Molecule: messenger RNA, 2676 nt
Organism: Thunnus maccoyii (southern bluefin tuna)
Lineage: Eukaryota; Metazoa; Chordata; Actinopteri; Scombriformes; Scombridae
Product: ras-related protein Rab-11B-like
Exons: 5
Coding region: 108-764 (218 amino acids)
Biological process (GO): constitutive secretory pathway; regulated exocytosis
Cellular component (GO): recycling endosome
Molecular function (GO): GTPase activity; GTP binding
Source: RefSeq, a predicted model, not a curated record